GGUUUCGAAGCGUUCGACGACGCGGUGUAUCUGAAAGAGGAAUGUCUAGCGUGUCGGAACGGUGAACCUAUGUAAGGUCAACAAUUGCGUGGUGCUCAAGUCCAUUGUCCUCCGAUAGCCCACGAUGAGCGCCUGUACCUGCCGUCGUUUUUGCAUUGUUCCGAGGAUGGUGCAGCGGCAAUCCCAGACGCUCCGUUCCCCCUCUCCUCUCCAGAUGAAGCAGUGGCUGUUGCUAUUCCAAGCAAUACCCCGCGUCGCGAGGCAGCAAGGGCCCUUGAGUCUCCACGUUGGCACGUACCCCGGCUUCAGGUAUACCCGGACCACGUGCGCCGAACGUUACUCCCUUUGCGCGAUGAAGCUAGCUAGGGCCAUCAAGGGAGCAGGACAACCAGAGAUCGCGUUGGUCCCGACAGCCCGUCCCCUGCCCCGGAACUGGACGAAGAAACGGUGCAGCCGUGCUGUUGUCAAAGGCGGAGUUGAAGCCUCUGUAGCUUACGCGAUGCUGGUCGCUGGGAACGUCUCCUCGAGUUGAGACCAAAGACAGCAAUGCGAUAGCUUCACGGAAGGGUGUUGCAUAGGCGGAAGCCAACUAGGCACGCGGCGGGUGUGGA
Dichomitus squalens LYAD-421 SS1 is the source of this 611-nucleotide messenger RNA. RefSeq lists its product as uncharacterized. The record is from RefSeq and is a predicted model, not a curated record. Lineage: Eukaryota; Fungi; Basidiomycota; Agaricomycetes; Polyporales; Polyporaceae. Bases 215 to 532 code for a protein of 105 amino acids. The transcript is spliced from 4 exons.